UCAUUCGAUAAUCGAAUCCAAGGUGUAUUUUCCACGAAUUAUCAGAUAAAUUUUCUAUAUUCAUAUAUUGUAAUACACUAUAUAUAUCACACAAAACGGAGAGAUGUAAUGGAGCAGAAUAUUUGUAUAAUUAUUACAAAGUCACUGGAUUUUCCAUACAUCGAACAAAGACCCAUUUCUUCACACAGUACCUGGUUUUUCUCCCCACAGAUUAAUCACACACGAAAAUAUGAAAUUCGAACGCUCCUAAGUCCUAACAAGUUUUGAUUAGAUAUUUGUAGUUCUGAUUGUUUGGGAAGAAAUGGAGCCGUCUCUGAAAUCAAUUGAUGAGGUGGUUGAAGAGAUCAUGAGAAUUCACAGAUCUUUGCCGACGAGACCUGAGAUUGAUGAGGUUGAAGCUGCGAAGACAUUGAUUGAGAACGUGGAGAAGGAGGACCAGCUGAGAAUUGAGGCCAUAGCGAGGCAGACGAAGAGUGCCAACGUGCCCGAAGAGCUGUUCAUGGUGUUACAAGAGAUGCAGAAGAGUUUGGUUUAUUUUCAGAGCCAAGAACAGAAGAGGGAAGCUAUGAGAUUGCUGGAUCUUGAGAACAUCCACACCCUGUUCGGUGAUUUGAUCCAGAGAGCUGCGAAAUGCGCUUCUUCCAACCCGGCCUCCAUUUCUCAUCAAUCCAAUUACCCCAGCACCUCCAAUUUGUCCACGAAUUCGAGCAAAUUUUCAUUGAUGAAUUCUGCUUCCUUUUCUGGUCGGGAGUUGAAUUCGCCUGUUGCUACCACUACCACUUCGUCGUCGAGCUUGUACUAUGAGAAAGAUCCUGUUAGGAAUUCGGAGUUGUUCACCAGAGAUGACAGUUAUUUGAAGAAGGUGAAGUCCGCAUUAUAUGUUGAUGGAAUUGGUUCUCGAUUUCAACCCAGCGACAUGUCAGCAACGCAGAUUAUGGAUUCCACUCUAAAAUCUCCAAGGAGUUCAGGUCAAGAUGCUGAGAAAUUCAGUCUAAUAAAGCUUGCUAGUCUGAUUGAAGUAUCUUCAAAGAAAGGCACUCGAGAUCUUAAUCUUCAGAAUAAAUUGUUGGACCAAAUUGAUUGGCUCCCUGAUUCGAUCGGGAAGUUGUCAAGUUUGAUCACGCUAGAUUUGUCUGAGAAUCAGAUUGUGACCUUGCCAGCAACGAUUGGAGGACUUGCAUCAUUGACAAAAUUGGAUCUUCAUUCAAACAGAAUCAAUGAACUCCCAGAGUCCAUUGUCAAUCUCCUUAGCCUGGUCUUUCUUGACCUGAGGGCUAACCGGCUAACACAUCUGCCUCCUGCAUUCGGCCAAUUGGUCCAUCUCGAGGAGCUUGAUUUGAGCUCGAAUCAGCUCUCUACACUCCCUCAGUCAACAGGGUCUCUUGUCAGCCUCAAGAAAUUGAAUGUAGAGACUAAUAACAUUGAAGAAUUUCCGCACACAAUUGGCCAGUUGUCUUCACUCAAGGAGCUUCGAGCUGACUAUAACCGUCUUAAAGCCCUUCCUGAAGCUGUAGGGCGACUUGGAUCCCUGGAAAUUUUAACUGUACGUUACAAUAACAUUAAACAAUUGCCUACCACAAUGUCUUCUUUAUCAAGCUUGAUGGAGCUUGAUGUAAGUUUUAAUGAGCUCGAGUCGGUGCCUGAGAGCUUAUGUUUUGCUACUUCACUUGUCAAGAUAAACAUUAGCAACAAUUUUGCUGAUUUAAGAUCACUUCCGAGGUCUAUCGGGAACCUUGAAAUGCUUGAAGAGUUGGAUAUUAGCAAUAAUCAAAUACGGGUCCUUCCGGAUUCCUUUGGGAUGCUAUUGCGACUACGUAUACUACGCGUGGAAGGGAAUCCUAUUGAAGUUCCACCAAACAAUAUACUUGAAAUAGGUCCACAGUCUGUUGUAAAGUACAUGGCUGAACUUGUUGCAAAGAGGGGCGUCAAGUCACAACCAGUUAAGCAGAAGAAAGCUUGGUAUCAGAUAUGCUGCUGUUCAAGGUCUAACAAACGGAAGCGAAAUGGUAUGAGCACGUGAAGGAAAGAUUUUGCAGUGUUUAGGACCAAGUGACACACAACAAAAUUUUUGCUGGGGAAAUUGAGCUGUCAGUGGGUUUGAAGAAAUCCGAGAUCUCAGAGGAACCUUCUGCCCACAGUUAAUGAGGCACUAGCUUUUCAGAUAUGGUUUUGAUCCUUCUUCUCAAGUUGUAGAUUUUUUUUUGGUCCUAAUAUCUCCCAUUCUCCCUUUCCCUCUUUUCCACUUGUAUUUAUUAUGUUCUUGAUCUAAAAUAAGAUGUACAAUUGAUUGUCUUCAACCAGCAAAAUGUGGUUGAAAAAUGUUGUAUGUAUUAUGUAAUAUCCCUAAAUGUUAAAUGAAGUAUGAGUUUACCUUA
Messenger RNA from Cornus florida, 2375 nucleotides. RefSeq names its product plant intracellular Ras-group-related LRR protein 4-like. The transcript is spliced from 5 exons. NCBI's taxonomy places the organism in Eukaryota, Viridiplantae, Streptophyta, Magnoliopsida, Cornales, Cornaceae. Gene Ontology annotation, molecular function: protein binding. The record is from RefSeq and is a predicted model, not a curated record. Bases 302 to 2020 code for a protein of 572 amino acids.